AUGUUACCGCUAUCAUUAUUGAGAACCGCCCAGAACCAUCCGAUGCUGGUGGAACUCAAAAAUGGCGAAACAUACAACGGACAUUUAGUAAGUUGCGACAAUUGGAUGAAUAUAAAUUUAAGAGAAGUUAUUUGCACGUCCCGCGACGGAGACAAGUUCUGGCGGAUGCCGGAAUGCUAUAUCCGGGGUAGCACUAUCAAAUAUCUUAGAAUACCUGAUGAAGUUAUCGAUAUGGUUAAAGAAGAGACUCAAGUUAAAUCCCGCGGGCGUGGAGAGAUUUCUAAAGGCCGUGGUGGUCAGAACAUGAGAUCUGGCAGAGGUGGCAGCCGUGGCGCCUUCGGUAACCGUGGUAGACCGGCGCCUUUGUCACGCGGAGGCGGAAAUGCUGGCCGGCCGCAGAACAAGAACAAAAAGUAG
This is a messenger RNA of Danaus chrysippus (African queen), 417 nucleotides long. The record is from the annotation of a GenBank genome assembly. Lineage: Eukaryota; Metazoa; Arthropoda; Insecta; Lepidoptera; Nymphalidae.